Henningerozyma blattae CBS 6284 is the source of this 915-nucleotide messenger RNA. It is a transcript of the gene TUM1, whose product is annotated as thiosulfate sulfurtransferase. The coding region runs from base 1 to 915 and encodes 304 amino acids. Gene Ontology annotation, molecular function: thiosulfate-cyanide sulfurtransferase activity. Gene Ontology annotation, biological process: transsulfuration. NCBI's taxonomy places the organism in Eukaryota, Fungi, Ascomycota, Saccharomycetes, Saccharomycetales, Saccharomycetaceae. The transcript has a single exon. Gene Ontology annotation, cellular component: mitochondrion. The record is from RefSeq and is a predicted model, not a curated record.
AUGUCCUUAUUUAAGAUCAUCAAUCCAGCAUCAUUUGUCGAAUUAUUAAAAACAACUAAAUCUCAAAGAGUCAUCCCUGUUGAUGCAACUUGGUUUCUACCAAAUUUGAAUAGAAAUGGAUUUCAAGAAUUUAAAGAGAUUGAAAGGAUUCCAGGAUCGAUAUUUUUCGAUAUUGACUCCAUUAAGGAUGUUAAUUCUCCAUAUUCCCAUAUGCUACCAGACUUGCAAUUUUUCAAUAAAUCCAUGAAUAAAUUAGGGGUAAAGAAAGAUGAUAUUUUAGUAGUUUAUGAUAGAAUUGGCAAUUUUAGUGCACCUCGUUGUGCAUGGACUCUAGGAAUCUUUGGUCAUCCUUCAAUUUAUUUAUUGAACAAUUUCCAUAUUUAUAAAGAUUUGGAACAUCCAAUUGAAACCACUAAAGUAACAAAGGAAUCGCCUUACCCCCCAACUGAAUAUAUCUCAACCAUUAAUUUGAAAAAUUCUGAAGUAGUUUCUUAUGAAACUAUGAUGAAAUUAGUCACUUCAGGUGAAUUAUCCAAAAAUUAUAAUGCUUUCGACGCCAGAUCAUUGGCUAGAUUUGAAGGAAAGGCACCAGAACCAAGGCCUGGUAUGCCCUCAGGUCAUAUUUCUGGUGUUCAGCCAUUGCCUUUUACUGAUGUACUUGACUUUGCCAACCAAAGCUAUCCAGAAACAAAAGAAGCUAUGAAGGAGAAAAUAUCAAAAGCAUGUUCUGUCUUAAACAUUACAAUUGACGAAAAUAAGCCUACAAUUGUAAUGUGUGGCACUGGUGUUACCAGUGUAAUUAUAAAAACAGCUUUAGAGAUUGCUGGAUUACAAAACAUUACUGUUUAUGACGGGUCUUGGACUGAAUGGGUGCUCAGAUCCGAUCCAAAGUUUAUUUCUAAAAAUAGAGAUUGA